This is a messenger RNA of Salvelinus sp. IW2-2015, 1643 nucleotides long. The record is from RefSeq and is a predicted model, not a curated record. NCBI's taxonomy places the organism in Eukaryota, Metazoa, Chordata, Actinopteri, Salmoniformes, Salmonidae.
CAGUGCACCGCCGGCCUCUGUAGCGAUGCAAAGAUGGCGUCCUCCGUGGUUGUCUGCACUGCGCGUUUACUCAACUUUGUAGGAGUGUCUUCUGGCCAUCGUCGGGCUUGCUCGCUGCUUGCCUCGGCGAGACAUGGAYAAGCCUGUGUCACGGAGAUGUUGGGGACACAACGGUGCAGGAUAGGGGGCAACUUUGGCUGUUUGAGACCUGGAAAUGCAGUGACAUUGAGACUCACAGGACUGAGGCCCCCCCAUGUUGUCAGCAGUAGUCACUCCUUCCACACUAGCUGCUCCUCAGCUAACAAACAGGACUUGUAUGAUGUUCUGGGGGUGCCUCYCACYGCCACUCAGAAAGAGAUCAAGAAAGCCUACUAUCAGAUGGCUAAGAAGUACCACCCAGACACCAACCAGGAUGACCCUCAGGCCAAGGAGAAGUUUGCCAAGCUGGCAGAAGCCUACGAGGUGCUGAGUGACGAGGUGAAGAGGAAGCAGUAUGACACGUACGGGGCGGCAGGCUUCGACCCCAGCCAGGCGGGAGGGGGGGCGGGGGGCCAGCAGUACUGGAGGGCCGGGGGGGCCAGCGUCGACCCAGAGGAAAUGUUCAGGAAGAUCUUCGGGGAGUUCACAGGAGCGCAGGGUUUCGGAGACUUCAACAGCAUGUUUGAACAGAGGCCAGAGUUUGUGAUGGAGCUGACGUUCACCCAGGCAGCUAAGGGAGUGAACAAGGAGAUGACAGUGAACCUGGACGAUGCGUGUCAGAGAUGUGAUGGUAAAGGUAGCGAGCCAGGAACCAAGGUCCAGCACUGUCACUACUGUAACGGCACCGGCAUGGAGUCUAUAAACACCGGUCCCUUCAUGAUGCGCUCUACGUGUCGACGCUGUGGUGGGCGGGGCUCCAUCAUGACCACGCCCUGCGUGAUGUGUCGCGGCUCGGGACAGACCAAACAGAGACAGACCGUCACCGUGCCUGUGCCCGCAGGAGUAGACAAUGGACAGACUGUACGAAUGCCAGUGGGGAAGAAGGAAAUCCACAUCACAUUUAGAGUCCAGAGGAGUCCAGUGUUCAGACGUGAUGGGAUCAACAUCCACUCUGAUGUCCACAUCUCUGUAGCCCAGGCUAUUCUGGGGGGCUCUGCUAGAGCACAGGGACUCUACAACACCAUAGAUAUACAGAUCCCUCCAGGUUGCCAGGCCGACCAGAAGAUCCGCCUGCAGGGAAAGGGGAUCCAGAGGAUGAACAGCUAUAGUUAUGGAGAUCACUACGUUCACAUCAAGAUCAGAGUACCUAAGAAGUUAACCCGUCGACAGCGCUCCCUACUCCUGAGUUACGCAGAGGAAGAGGCUGACGUGGAGGGGACUGUCAACGGACUCACUGCUACUACCACGGGUGGGGGCAGGAGUGGGCAGCGCUCUGAGUUUGGGGCAGGACAGGGCAGAACAGAGGAGAAGAAGAAAGAAGACGAAGAGGAGGAGGGCAUCCUUUCCAAAAUAAAGAAAAUAUUUAGCUGACAGCCACACCUCAGAACAUCCAUUUAGACACGGAACGGGCACCAAGAAAGCCAAGCCCUGCCACACACUGUUUAGUCCCAAAUGACACAGGUGUUGGGUUCAGAAACUAAAAACUUGUUUUACCUGGAAGGGAU